This is a messenger RNA of Drosophila gunungcola (fruit fly), 2841 nucleotides long. Its product is annotated as translation initiation factor IF-2. The record is from RefSeq and is a predicted model, not a curated record. Bases 735 to 2222 code for a protein of 495 amino acids. The transcript has 8 exons. NCBI's taxonomy places the organism in Eukaryota, Metazoa, Arthropoda, Insecta, Diptera, Drosophilidae.
CGAGAGGCCCGUUAAUUGUUCGCUUGACAUUAUGGCUUAGAUGUGCGAAUUGUAAACCGCUUUCAAGGGCCGCCGGCCGAUGUUGUCUUCUGCUCGCUCAUCAAUAAAUUAUAAUGUCCUAAUACCAAUUGACAGCGCUGGGAGCGUUGGCGGCAUGCAUAAAAUAUCAAAAGCAUUUUGGGCCCCAAGCAGGACUGCGACAAAAAAGAAAGGCGGCAGGUGAGAGAAGUGAAAGCAGAGCCCAGAGGCUGAGGCGAAAAAAAAAAAACAGAAUUAAGCCAAGUUGAAGAGCGAGUAACAGACACCGCCAGCGGGCGGUCCAAAAAGCCAACUUCAUUUACGUCUGAAACGCAGUUGAAAUAAACGACUUCACGACACUGGCGGAUUUCCUAAAAAACAUCCAAUCCCUGUGGCUAACGAGCUGGCUCAGCGGGAGGACCAAGCGGAGCACCGGAGGAGGAAUCGGAAUCGGGAACGGAAUCGGUGGAAUCGAAGGAGUCGUUGGCCACGAAAAGCGCUCAGUCAACGUUUACACGCUCCAGCAGGCGCAUAAGUUUCCGCCUCAAUUCGGCGGCGUUGGUAAUUGCAGCUUUGAUUGCCGACGUGAGCUGGACAGGACCCAUCAGGGCAAACCUUCAUCGGCAUCGGCAUCGGCAUCCCGGUUCCGCCAGCAAUCAACACCUUCCUCGGCAACGGCCGAGGAAAUCUACGAAACCAAAUUUAUUGAAAGCUCAAUGGCCCAAACGAUGGACGACAUGGUCUUCCAGUGCAGCAAUCAAAAUUCGAUUUAUGUGCUUAAUGCCAGCUACGGUGCAUAUGGGGACUAUGGCACAUAUGCGGCAACAAAGCGUGAAAUAAAUGGCAGCUGGAGCAGAGCGGCGGCAAAUCCAAUUGAGGCAACUUGCUCGAGUGGCGUCCUGCAGCAUAAAUUCAAAACUUUUGGCAGUGCCGCAGCAACAACAACAACAACAACAACAGCAGAUGCGGCAGCGGGAAGCGCAUCAAACUACGUAAAUCCUGUCGGUACAUCAAUGUCAACCGCAAUGUGUUCACCGGCAACGGCGGCCCUGCAAAAAUUGUUCAAUUGCAGCGCCGGCAUCGCCUGCCAAAAUGUCACCCACGCAGCCACCCACAGCAACCACAGCAGCAGCAGCAACACCAGCAGCAGCAACAUCAACGGGAGCAGCAAUAACAAUAGCAACCAUAACAAUAGCUGCCUGUCAGCGGCAGGCGGAGUAACCCAAAACGGCCGCAAUAGGAGCCGAAGUGGCGAAACGCUCGAUGGCCCAGCGGGUGUGGUUACCUCCACAGGAGCAGGAGGUGGCGUUGGAGGAGCAGCAGCAGCUGGAGGACCAGGACAAGGCGGACUACCCCUGAUGCCAAAGAAGAAAUGCACCAAUGUCAAAUCAGCACUUAUUGCCAAGAAGACAAAGUUUCUCAAAUAUCUCGAAGAGGAAAAAUGGAGCAGCCAUGCCGGAGCAGCGGAAGAUGCUGGCGCCAUCAGCAAUGAGGCGGAGCCACCCAGCGGAAACAACUUGAAAAAUCAGAGCAACAGUCGGCAGGCUGGAAAUGGAAAUGGGAAUGGGUAUGGGUAUGGAAGUGCUGGUGGUGUUAGUGUUGGCGGAAGGCAGCUGAAUAAAUUGACCAACUGGAGCGUGCAUAAUGAGGACAACAGCACAGCAACGCUGACCAACAACCAACAGCAGCAACAGCAACAGCAAGAACAUCAAGAACAACUACAACUACAACAGCCGGGGAAAUCAAGUUUCGAACUUUACCAGGAGGCAGCCGACAUUUUGGGCCUGAGUUGCAGCCUCUGUGAUAAUUGCCGAUGCCUGGACUGUCAGAGCGGUUACUUUGACUGCGACGACGACGAUGAGAGCUACUCUGAGCAGUCGCUGAUGGACGACGAGUACGAUGAGUUCGACUGCAGUGCGGAGGAGCUGCAGGCGGUGAUGGCCGGACCCCUGGAUGGGGGGGAUGUGCCCCCUAACCGGAUACCCUGCUGCCCACUGGACCCCAACUAUCACGAGGUGCACAAAGGGGAUCCGGAUUCCCAUUCGCCGGACUCACACACGCUGACGGAAUCUCUGGGUCAUCGGUUGGCCAUCGAUUUUGAUUUAAUUAACGCCACUUGCAGCCAAGUGCUGCAAAAUUGUGAAACAUUCAACGAAUUGAGUCUGCUAGAUGCUGCCACCGGAUCAGAGCGUCCUUUCACGUAAAUCCAGGUGACGAACUAAAAAGGAUUCGGACUCUGCAGCUAAUUAAAGUUGAACAAUGGUCAGGAGCCCAUUUAUUGCAUCUGACACCUCUUACAGUGGCUGCCAAUUGUAUGCGUACCCGCCCCGGGUGUUUGCGUUUCAUUUAUUUUCUUAUUUUGAUUUCAAUUAAGUUCCGAUGCAAACAGAGAAUAUGGAAUGUUGAAAAUGUUGAAAAUAUUUUACUGGUUAACAGGAAAGCUUUCGCUGCCAUAUAUCCUAUAUCAAUACGCAAUAUAUAAUAUAUACUUGUGUAUAUGGUUGAACAGUAUGCAAACGCGUGACGAAAUGGUCAAACAAACACACACACACACAAAAUCGUAAAUAAAUUAAUUGCGAUUGGCGAUUGUCGAAUUGCAAUUUCAAUUUCAAUUGACACGGCGGAAAUUCAAUUGCAGCGAGCACUAGCGAAAAUCCGAAACGUUUCCAUCGAUUAUCAGUAAAUAUAAACCACAUAUGCAAAAACAAUGAAAUAUAAAUAGUGCCAAUUUCAUAUUCAUAUAUGAAUCUAUUCGAGUUGCAAUGCAAUGCAAACCAAACCAAAAUGAAAUACAAUGGGAUUAUGUAGCCAACAAAACAAUUU